AUGUGCGGAUCAAUCAAAGUCCAACGUUUGCGGAACCUAACCCUUCCUAGACAAGCGCAUACCAGGUGGAAGACGGGCGGCGUGCAUAAAGCGGAAACUGCAAGUGCAUGUCGCUUUGUGCGACACACAGAUUUUCCGCACAGAGAGAUCGAAGUUAGUCUAUACGGCUGA
Messenger RNA from Pyrenophora tritici-repentis Pt-1C-BFP, 171 nucleotides. The record is from RefSeq and is a predicted model, not a curated record. Lineage: Eukaryota; Fungi; Ascomycota; Dothideomycetes; Pleosporales; Pleosporaceae.